Molecule: messenger RNA, 1858 nt
Organism: Leguminivora glycinivorella
Lineage: Eukaryota; Metazoa; Arthropoda; Insecta; Lepidoptera; Tortricidae
Product: hsc70-interacting protein-like
Exons: 9
Coding region: 129-1286 (385 amino acids)
Molecular function (GO): Hsp70 protein binding; protein dimerization activity
Source: RefSeq, a predicted model, not a curated record
UAUCUGUGGCAGGUUUCGUUUGUCUUGUCUGCGCCGGUCACUGGAAUUUUCUGCAAUCCACAAACAAGAACUUCUUGCGACGAUUUAGAAUACUUUCUUGGUUUCGCCGGUAACUCACAGGAUUGAAGAUGAGUUGUUGUCCAUUCAACGAGGAGCAGCUGAGUCAGCUGAAGAUGUUCAUAGAAAUUUGUAAAAGCCAACCUCAGAUCUUGAAUCACCCUAAAAUAACGUUCUUCAAAGAUUACAUUACAUCGCUUGGCGGCACUAUACCAGCGGCGACUUUUGGUGCAAAACCCUUUACAGCAUCUGGAGACAAUGUUCCACCAUCAAAUAAUAAUGCCGAAAAGAUACCUUCUUCCGAUGAGGAGUCAGAACCUGAGUCGGAUGUUGAGCUGGACAUGGAAGGUGUCAUAGAACCAGAUGUCCUAGAUGACUCUCAAGUCAUGGGCGACCAGUCCAAGGAGACCACAGAUGAGGAACGGGACCAAUCGGACGAGAAGAGGUCGGCAGCUAUGAGGGCAUUCUCUGAGCAGAACUUUGACGAAGCGAUCAAGUUGUACACUGAGGCUAUACAGCUGAACCCACAGAGUGCCUUGCUUUUUGCUAAGAGAGGACAGGUGUAUCUCAAACUGAACAAACCGAACGCGUGUAUCAAAGACUGCACACAGGCUCUGGAACUGAACUGCGACAGUGCUGCCGCGUACAAAUUCCGCGGCAGAGCAUAUAGGUUGCUGGGCAAGUUUGAGGAGGCAUCUCACGAUCUGUGCGAGUCGCUGAAGAUCGACUACGACGACCAAACUAACGAGUGGCUGCAGGAAGUCAAGCCUAACGCCGAGAAACUGAGGCAGCAUAAGCUCACGGUGCAACGCAAGAAAGAAGAGAAGGAGCACGCGGACAAGGUCCGGCGCGCCCGCAAGGCGCAGGAGGCGCGCGCGCGGGCCGCGCAGGCGCAGCAGGACGCGCCGGGCUUCCCCGGCGCCGGGGCCUUCCCGGGGGGCUUCCCGGGCGCCGUGCCUCGCGGACAAGCCGGCGGCAUGCCGGACAUCGCCAGUCUGAUCAGCGAUCCCGAGAUCAUGGCGCUUAUCCAGGACCCAGACGUAGCCAAUGCGUUCCAAGACGUGUCGGCCAAUCCGGCCAACUUUGUGAAGUACCAGAACAACCCUAAGGUGGCCGCUGCCAUUGAGAAGCUGCAGAGCAAAUUCUUCUCGAGCGCUGCCGCUGGAGGUUUCGGUGGCGCACCGGGCGCGGGCGCGGGCGCGGCGGACGACGACGUGGGGCUGGACUAGGCGCGCACGCACGCGCACGCACACACACAUCACCCUGCCGUUCUACCCGACCCAGGAGCUUUUCAAGACCUGUACUUUUAUAUUGCCACGUGGUUUCCUGCGCGUCGACCUUGUCAGUCGAAAAAGAUGACUUUAAAUAUGUCUGCGAAUCCCGUCGAUGCGGCAUCUUGUUCUCGAUACGUUUAUCGUCGAUUGAGUCCGUUCCGCGGCAAUCUUUGGUACGUUAAUGUGUUCUCUGUGUGUAGCGAAAUCACACAUCCAUUGUCCUGUGUGUACUUUACGGUCAGUCGUGACUCGUAACGGAACAUAGAUGUUACGACGUAGACAAACGGUUGAAUGUCAUGUCGUUCUAAUACUCUAUUCUUUUUAUUACUUUUUUAUUUAUAAAAAUACAGCAUUUGAAACGCUCCGGGACUCGAUUAUUUAAAGUAACCGUAUGACACACACACAAAUGAUUAAUGUAUAAUACGAUAUUGACAUUUCCAAUCCACGUAUACGCCAACCUAAUAAGCAAAUUGUUACAAAUGCAAUAUUUUUAACGCUUGAGAAAAUAAACUUUGAUCUCUAAACUA